AUGCCUCUCCUCUCUGCUUCUUUCUCCAGUAAAGGGAGCAUCGUGGUGAAUCAUGAAGUUAUGGUCCGGAUUCAUAAUACAGGCAAUGCCACUGAAGAGUACAACACAGUCCUUAAAGAAGUGAAGAACGCUUUGAAUGAGGCUGCAGACUGUGACGAGAGUGAUCCAGGUUUCUGCAAGAAUGUGGCUCCCACUGACUUCAAACAGUUCUACACGUACCACAACACCUCUGCUACGGGGAUCGUGUGCGUCUCUGUGUGCGACAGCCGACACCAGAACCACUACACCUGCCAGCUGGGCCACUGCAGCCUGCCCGCCUCCGGACCCCGCCUCUGCCCGAUCUCAGACUCGCACUGGUUUCUGGGAAGCCACUGUCAGAAUAAGAUCUCCAAAGCCGGGGUCUACGCUGGGGUGAGCCUGACCACCAUCGUGCUGCUGGCUGCUGUGAUAGGACUCCUCAUCUACCAGCUCAGGACCAAGAGACUAACAGAACAGAGGGAGAGGGACAGUAAGGAGGAUCUGGUCAGCCAGUGGUUUGAAGAUGAUUUCAAGUGGCCCAAUGCUGACAGAGGAGCCUCCUCUCACCCUGAGACCUUCAACGAGAGAGGUUAUGGAGAUUCUGGGGCGCAGGAAAGGUCUGCCUACGAGCGAAACUUUUCCCUCUCGCUGGGGAACCUGAACACACAGAUGGCGAUGAAAAUUGAAAGACCUCGGAUCAAACAAUCUGAGAUUUAGGGGUCCUUUUGAGUUUUGCAAGAAGGGGAGCUGCUGAUGAAAGGGGGUGCCCCCCCUGUACCCCACAAAUGCACUUUGAAUUAGAGUGAUCGAACAACACCAGUUUCACCCAAAAAAUGCCACUGAAAACUGUAUUUACUAUGUGUCAAACAUGCAUGAUAAAAUGAAUAAAUUAUUUGUAUAGGUGUGUAACACUGGCUGUGCCUUUUACGUUCUCUCCCCCCCC
This is a messenger RNA of Acipenser ruthenus (sterlet), 961 nucleotides long. Its product is annotated as mucin-3B-like. Lineage: Eukaryota; Metazoa; Chordata; Actinopteri; Acipenseriformes; Acipenseridae. The record is from RefSeq and is a predicted model, not a curated record. Bases 1 to 735 code for a protein of 244 amino acids. The transcript is spliced from 6 exons.